AUGGCACGAAACAUUCGGCAAAAGUAUCCCCCGCCACCGGCCCGGGCCACUAAAAGGCGGGACUAUGAUUCGUCUUCCCUGGACCUCUCUGACGACACCGGCUAUUCCGGGGUCGAGGACGUCAGCGAUUCCGACGAUGAGGACGAGGAGCAUGUCGUUGCGGCCGAGGAGGAGCAUAUAAUAUCCAAUGCAUCGCGAAAGCGAUCAUCGGGUCCUCCUCGGCCGCUGAUGCAGGACGACGACGAAGAUGCAGAAGAUGAAGACAGCGAGGCUGAAGACGGAGAAGAAGAAGGGGAGUUUGAAGACGGUGAUGCUGCGGAUGAUAGCACAAGCUGGAACGGCAUUUCAUCGGACCAUGAUGACGACGUCUUGGGGGAGCGGUCUAGUGAUGUCGCCGAUCAGACUCCUACCGUCGAGCGCCAUGUUCGUUUCGCCGGAAUCCCGGACAGCGACUCCGACUCUACCACAAGCGAAACCUCGGACAGCAUUAAUGAUUUCUUUCCUGACAUCUUUGUGGAUCAGAGCACCCUGGACCCUUCUUUCCGCCGCGAGAUUGAGGAUGAUGAUGAUGCUUCCUCAAACAGCUCGUUCUGGGAUUUUCACAGUAGUUCCCAGGACAUCCUCGUACCCGACCCUGGAGAGGUGUUCGAAGAUCGUGAUGCCACCCCGAUCGCAACACCCAGGGUGAGCGAACUCCCUUCCGAGCUGUCAACACCUGUCCCUGCAGAAGUGCAGGACCUCGAUGGAUAUGAGACCGAUGGCGACACCACGGAGGAGGACGAGCCGGAACCGAUCGUGCGCAAGAAGCAGAUGCGCCGGGUUCAGGCCGAGCUGUCGUCCGAUUCAGAUACAGAGCGGCCAGUUCGGUAUGGACGCGGGAAGCCGCGUGUUGGUCGCUUCAACCUGGACAGGUCCGAUAACAAGCCAAUAGGCGUUGUCGAUCCGGCCUCUGGGAAGAUGAUCAUCUUCACCCCACGCAGAAUGAAUCAGCUGGAUCUCUCGCCCGAGUCGCUCCAAGUCGAUUUUUCCGCACCGGAUCUCUCUUCAUGCACGCCGCUGGUGAGAAAUCCAGGCUUCAUCAUGAUGGGUGCCAUGGUCUCCUCCAAUACCUAUGGCGAUUUCAUGAACAUGCAGCCGUUUGGACCUGCCGAGGCAUUCUUCCCCUGCACUUCAGAUGCGCUGACCGGAGACGAGAGCGAUGAUUCUUUCUUUGCGGGUGUCGAGGAAGACGAGGAAGAAAACAAACUCCGGCUCGAAGAUUUCCUCACAAUCGACAACGAUUCGUCGGACGAUGAAGGAUCAGGACCCGACUGGAACGGAGAUGCUUCUAGUCCUACCCGGCCCAAGACGGCUGCCAGUACCGCGAGCGGAAUGACCGAUUCUCCGGCGGUCCAUCCCCUGCUCAGCCAUUUCGACAACAAUUCGGAUCUCGUCGGCGCUUUCCGUCGCAACCAGAUCAAUCAACAGCUCAUCUCCAGCGCCAAAGCGACGCAAGAAUCACUCGCCUUUUCUGGCCCCUACUAUCACGGGACACUCAGAGGCAUCAAGUCGGGCAGCAUGGGGACCGUUACGACAGCCAUCACCCCAGAGCGCCGGAGAAGAAACAGCAUGGUAGGGAUGAAUGGAUUCUCCGAUUUUCAGCAAAGCAGCCCACUCAACAUUAUUUCACAGAAGAGGAAGGCUUCAGGCAAUCACGCCGACAACAACAUGCACAAGCGACACCGGAGCAUCUCGGAUAUGGAGGUAUUGCAGAUUUGA
Messenger RNA from Canariomyces notabilis, 1758 nucleotides. RefSeq lists its product as uncharacterized. The record is from RefSeq and is a predicted model, not a curated record. NCBI's taxonomy places the organism in Eukaryota, Fungi, Ascomycota, Sordariomycetes, Sordariales, Chaetomiaceae. Bases 1 to 1758 code for a protein of 585 amino acids. The transcript has 2 exons.